Gaeumannomyces tritici R3-111a-1 is the source of this 944-nucleotide messenger RNA. RefSeq lists its product as hypothetical. The record is from RefSeq and is a predicted model, not a curated record. NCBI's taxonomy places the organism in Eukaryota, Fungi, Ascomycota, Sordariomycetes, Magnaporthales, Magnaporthaceae. Bases 1 to 849 code for a protein of 282 amino acids. The transcript has a single exon.
AUGGCGCAAAAGACCUGGUUCUUGCCGCCCGAUUUUACAUUUCGUCCCUCUGGGGAGCUCGCUCUGGGAACGAUAAUCAAGGAUCCCAGCCGCCCGACUCUCGCCUUAGCCGCCCUUGGCUCCAAUGAACACCCCGAAAUCGUCCUUCCAGUCAUCGAAACUCUCCUCGAGCCCGGCCACUUCCACUCCCACGGCUCCAAGCGGUCCGGCGGUGCAAACUUUCUCGCCAAGUUCGUCGACCUAGCAUCGGCCUCGGCGAACGCCAACAUGUCACGCUACAAGGAGUGGUCGCUCGGCAAAGUGGACCUCGAGGUCCGAACCUUUAAUAAGGCGAUAAGCGAAGACUCUCUAAAGGCAAUAACGAGGCUGGAACGGGUGAAGAAGUAUAUGAGCAGUGGACGAUUCGGCAAGAAGCCUGUUUAUAUCAUCUCCGGGUUGCGGGUAGCCAAAAACUCGUUCCAGGUGAUGGACCAAGCCGGGUCAGUGGCGUUCAUGUCGAUGGAAGCAUCCGGGCCCACCCCGGCGUGGACCCUACCCCUGGAGCUCGGGGCCGGCAUCUCUGGUAGCCGCGAGCAGAGUCGAACGGAUGCCUACCGGACGGCCGCGGACAUUGUAUAUGCGUACAGGGUUCAUGUGAUUCGGGCAACAAGGGACGGCGAGGAGGCGGAGCUGUUCUCUUAUAGGACGGCCUUCGGUGAAGGCGGAAAUGAUGAAGACGAGGCGCAAAAUAUGGAAUGCGUUGAUGCGACCGCAAAUGUGCUGAAGGAGGAUUUGGAACUGGGGCCUGACUUCGACGAGUACUCACUGGGGGAAGGUGAAUCUUAUAUCGUCUUCAAGGGGCGUACCUAGUGCCCUAUACAGUCUAGCGCCGCCAGCCUCGCUUGUGGACACCAGGUGGAACGCAAAAACUGCCAGCCUUUGCCGCGUCUGCUUUAAAAUACAUC